Messenger RNA from Fraxinus pennsylvanica, 552 nucleotides. The record is from the annotation of a GenBank genome assembly. NCBI's taxonomy places the organism in Eukaryota, Viridiplantae, Streptophyta, Magnoliopsida, Lamiales, Oleaceae.
AUGGAAAGAGCAUCAGCUUAUGAAAAUGAUCUCAAUUUGAAGGCAACUGAAUUGAGAUUAGGGUUACCAGGCACAGAUGAAUCAUCUGAGAAACAAUCUUUAAGAAACAACAAGAGAUCUUCAGCAGAAAUGGAUAAUUCAUGUGAGAAGAACGAGCAAGAAAGUUCCCCGGCUCCAAAGGCACAAGUAGUUGGCUGGCCACCGGUUAGAUCGUACCGGAAAAAUGUCCUGCACCAGAGAAAUGAAUCAGAUUUGUCUGGGAUGUUUGUGAAAGUGAGCAUGGAUGGAGCUCCUUAUCUAAGGAAGAUUGAUCUCAAGGUUUACAAAAAAUACCCAGAUCUGCUCAAGGCCUUGGAGAACAUGUUCAAAUGCUCGAUCGGGGUGUAUUCAGAGAGAGAAGGGUACAAUGGAUCUGAAUUUGCACCAACUUAUGAAGACAAAGAUGGUGACUGGAUGCUGGUUGGGGAUGUUCCAUGGGAUAUGUUUAUUACUUCUUGCAAGAGGCUAAGGAUAAUGAAAGGGUCAGAAGCUAAAGGGUUGGCAUGUCUAUAG